AGCCACGGAGACCCCGACGCCCGGCUGGCCGGCGGUAGCGUGCCUGCGGUUCAGCAGUUCGGCCGAGAGUGCAUCUAGCGCCGACCCCCUCCUCCACGCGGGAGGGCAGCGCUGUGUGAGCGCCACGGGGGCUGUGGACGCAGAAGUGAAAUCUGAUCGCGGGCCAGGAAAAGCCUGCGCAGCUAGAGCCCCAGAGGAACCGCCGACCUUGAGUCAGGGCGCGGUCAUGGUGGGCUGCUGAGCGGGGGUCGGGCCGCGGCGGCGAGCGCAGGCGGGCCCAUGGAGAACCCGGUGCCCCCCUGCGCCCUCUACCCCCGGGAGGACCAGGGCCGCGGGGCCGAGGCCGGGGGCGCCUUUGCGCAGGGAGCGUGCGGCCAGGCCGGGGACCGGGGCGGCGCUGCCGCGGCUCCGGGAGAGGGCAGCCUGCAGCCACCAGACGCGCAGACACCCUGCAGUCUGAGCGCGUCGCUGUGCUUCAGCUCCGGGGACGACUCCCCGCCGCAGUCUCGCGCCUCCGCGCCGGAGGGCGCAGCGACUCCCCCGCCCUCGCGUCGCAGCGGCCAGCGGGUGGUGGAGAGGCAGUGGGAGGUCGGCAGCGCGGGCGCCGCGUCCCCCGCGGACUCCGCGUCGCCGGAAGAGCCCGCGUCCGCCGAGGAGCGCGCGUCCCCGGAGGAGCCCGCGUCCCUGGAGGAGCCGGUGUCCGCCGAGGAGCCCGCGUCCCCGGAGGAGCCCGCGUCCCUGGAGGAGCCCGCGACCCCGGAAGAGCCCGCGUCCCCGGAGGAGCCCGGGGACCCCGCGCCGGUGCCCCCCGGCGUCGGGCCCGCGCACGGGGAGCCCGACCUGGUCAUCGAGGUGUCCGGCCGCCGGCUGCGGGCGCACAAAGCGGUGCUGGCGGCGCGCAGCGACUACUUCCGCGCGCGCGCGUCGCGGGACGUGCUGCGGGUGCAGGGCGUGGGCUGGGCGGCGCUGCGCCUGCUGCUGGCCUACGCGUACAGCGGCCAGAUGGCGGGCGUGCGACCCGACAACGUGGCCGAGGUGGUGGCCGGCGCGCGCCGCCUGCAGCUGCCGUGCGCCGUGCAGCGCGCCACCGACGCCGUGGCUCCUCAGCUGAGCCUGGCCAACUGCUACGAGGUGCUGAGCGCGGCCAAGCGGCAGCGGCUGGCGGAGCUCCGCGACGCGGCCUACCGCUUCAUGAGCGACCACUACCUGGACCGCGCGGGCAGCCGCCCGCAGAGCCCGUCGGGGGACGCCGAGGCCCGCGGCGACGCCGCCGUCUACUGCCUGCACGAGGCGGCCGGCGAGUGGCGCGAGCUGACGCGGCUGCCCGAGGGCGCGCCGGCGCGGGGCUGCGGGCUGUGCGUGCUCUACAACUACCUCUUCGUGGCCGGCGGCGUGGGGCCCGCGGGGCCCGACGGCCGCGCGCGCCCCUCGGACCAGGUCUUCUGCUACAACCCGGCCACCGACCGCUGGAGCACCGUGCGGCCGCUGCGCCAGGCGCGCUCGCAGCUGCAGCUGCUGGCCCUGGACGGCCACCUGUACGCUGUGGGCGGCGAGUGCCUGCUCAGCGUGGAGCGCUACGACCCGCGCGCCGACCGCUGGGCCGCCGUGGCCCCGCUGCCCCGGGGCGCCUUCGCCGUGGCGCACGAGGCCGCCACCUGCAACGGCGAGAUCUACGUGUCCGGGGGCUCCCUCUUCUACCGCCUGCUCAAGUACGACCCGCGGCGCGACGAGUGGCAGGAGUGCCCGUGCAGCAGCAGUAGGGAGCGCUCCGCCGCCAUGGUGGCCCUGGACGGCUUCAUCUACCGCUUCGACCUGGGCGGGGGCCGCGGCGACUCGCAGGCGGCCGCCGCGCCGGCGGGGGGCGUCAGCGUGCUGCGCUACCACUGCCUGGCCAAGCAGUGGAGCCGCUGCGCCGCGCACCUGCGGCCCCCGGGCGCGCCGUCCGGCCUGCAGCCCUUCCGCUGCGCCGCGCUGGACGGCGCCAUCUACUGCGUGAGCCGCGCGGGCACCUGGCGCUUCGUGCCCCCGCGGGACAGCGAGCCCGGCGCGGACGUGGGCGCGGGCGAGGGCGGCAGCUUCGAGCCCGCGCCGCUCCGCGCCCCCUUGGACGCCCGAGGCGCGCUCUUCCCGUUCGUGCUCAACCUGCCCGAGAAGCCGGACCGAGGCGAGGAGGGCGCCGCGUAGGGCGGGCUGGGGCCACCUGGGCAUCUCCCUCAGGGACGCCCCCCGUGGGCCGAGAUUCAAGUGGGGAGAGGGGGAGGGGGGCGGGGACAGAGAGAGUGGGCGCUGUCCGCGGGGACCACUGAAACGCUUAUAAGUUGGAAGCUUGUCGCGUGGCCUUGAAGAUUUUUCGCAGCGCUGUCUUAAGGUCUGCCGCCCCAUUCUGCGUUCCUUUUCGCGUCGCUUUGCUUAACGGGGUCGACGGUGUAAGCUGUGUGCAAAUAGGGAGCCUUACAAGGAUGACACGGGAUACCUGAGGGAGAAGGAAAAGGACUGGGAAGAUUAGGCCUGGGGUACAGUGGGCGGGACACAGAGCGUGCCCGGGUGGGCGGGGGUGCGCCCGGGUCCUCGGGGGCACGUGCGCUCCCGGGCGGAGCGGAGAGCUGGCCGGACGUGAGCCUGCGCAGUAGCCGGCUCGGGGGCCACCGGGCUGCAGCGAGGAGAUCCCUGAAGUCGGCCACCGUGAGCUGUAUUGGUGAGCCACCGAGAGAGGGCCACUCUGCCGUUGGGCCCCUUAUAACUGACAAGUAGAACUCUUAAGCCUUUUCUAAUUACUUAAAAGCUCAUGUCGUCAUAAGGUCAAGCGUGGGUUGGGUUUGUUCCAGGUUUCGCAAGAAGGUGGGGUCUUUGGUACAAUAGGACUCUUGUCCAGCACCCGGCAGAGACGUUUCCCGUGUCUACCGCGGAUGCCACAGAGGGUGGGUCUCGCACCCCUCUCUCAAGAGCAGUUUAGGAUGCUUAAAUACUUUGAGAUUUUAUUUUUAAGUGGUACCUACCCCCAGGGUCCGGCCAGAACUCACAACCCAGAAAUCAGGAGUCACACUCUCUACGACUGAGCCAGCCAGGCAUCCCCUGACGGUUAAAUGUUUUCAAGUUAAAGGAUCUUAAUGAUUAUGUUUGAUGAAAUAGUAAUGAUUUGCUCUUUUUUGAAUCUUAGAUCUUUGGUGAAUGAGUGUUUCCCAAAGAGCAGAUCAUGAGUAGGGAAAGCUGACUGACAAGGACACCUGUCUGUUGGAAAAGGAGCCUUUGAUAGACAGUGUCUGAAUAUUCUCAGCCACCUUCAUGUAUUAUAAUGGGCUCAAAGAAUUGAUUAUCUCUCCCUCCCAGAGAAAGAAGGUUGAAACCACUCCUUUUGAUGCUUCUGAAGACCAACAUGUAGGCACAUUUGGAACCCGCUAUUUACGGUGUUCCCAAUAUAUGUUACGUAAUUCUGAUGAGGGAAAUUAAUUUUUUAAACAUGACUUUAAGAAAAUAUAGCAGAGUGACAAAAAGCAUAUUAGCAUAGGGAAAAUAACAUCUACUUAAAACGUAAAUAGUAAGUAAUUACGGGAAUUCUAAUUGAAUUCCAAAAUACCCUAGUAGACUUAGCGUGGAGCUCAGUACUUUGAGGGAUCACAAGCAUUAAAAACAAAUCGGUUGAUCCUCAUUUGUUAUAACAUUUUACUUUCCAGAUUGGUGUAGACUGAGUUUACUACUUACUAAGAACUUAAGGGUACGAUACAUGCUCACAAAUGGAGGUGAAGCGAUUUGGAUUCCGAACCCAAUCCACUCUUUGAUUAUGAUGGGAGAAGUUUGCAUUGAAAGUCACUGGCACGUAAUUAGAUGGAAUCAUACACACCUUACGGCUCCUUACUUGUUCAUCCAGUGAUGGGGGUUGACCUCUCUGUAGCAGUAGUGGGUGAUUGGGAAACAGGUUAGAGUCUGUGGUUAUGAAAGUUACCGGUUAAGUAUGUUUAGAAAUGACCGGUUUCAUCUUGAUGCAUGUGCCAGAGGAAUGGAGUUUACGGUUUCGGUUACAAGUUUAUUCAUUCUGGCGAUCUGUGUGCUUGCUCGUGACUCUGCUCACCAACCAGGAGGACAGCUUGGCAGCCUGGUUAAGCAUCUUAAGACAGACAGACGUCCUAUUGCCUGACUUUAUCGGCCUUUUAUAGGAGCAGAAUGCAGAAAUGGUAGUAGAAGGAGAAUUUACAGCAAAAGGACACAAGGUUCGUUGAAAGAAAUGUAUCGCAGCACAUUUUUCUCUGGAACGUUCUUACAUUUACGCUAAAGCUUUUAUAUGAAAUGGAACCAGGCUAAUAUUUUCUUUCCUUAAAUAUCGAAUUCAUGAAGUAUUAUCACUGUGAUUUUGCUUGAGAAACCAUUCCUGUGAUGCUUACUGUUCGAAAACAAAAUGCCACGGAAGGGGACUUCCGAACUAGAGUCACCCGCACAGGGGGUACCGGGGGACUUGGGGAGCGUCGGGUGUCCGGUGCAGACAGCCUUGCAAUCACACAACCACCUGCAGCUCUGUAUUUUGUUUUGUGACUUGAUUUAAUAAGAAAUGCUGGUCCUUGACCUUGCGGCGCUUCCGGGGGGGAACUGGCCGUGGAGCCCUGGGGGCUCGUCCCGGUGGAAUGCCCGAGGACAUCUGGGGAGGCCGAAGGGCGAAUGAGGGCUGUAGAAUCUUCUGUGUCUUAUUUCUAAAUAGGAAUACCUCAUAAAAAUUACUGCAGGACCUGGCAGGCCAGGAGGACCAGUUGAUUUUGCUUUCGGGGGGCGGGCGGUACUUGCAGGUGCAACUGCACGGGUUUGUACUAGUCACACGAGCCAAAAAGCCAUCCCUCUGGGGUCGCCGAUGCGGAGGGUUGCGUGGGGAGGGGGCGGCGGGCAGUCCCUGCGGGGACCGGCCUCUGAGGGCUGUUGUUGCCAGGAGGGGGUCUAUUCGUGUACCACGUGAUGUUCGGAGUCUGCACCCAGCACUGUGCGGGAAUGCCUCGGUGUUACUCGUUACCCGUGUAGUUGCAGACGUGCUCCUGAUGAUCGAUCUGUCAGCGGCAAGUGAAGCCAGUGUCGGGAGGACAACCAUCCACAGUUCUCGUACAGUUCGUCCCCGCACGCUGACAUUUCUACAGACUUGAGAGAGCGGUGGCAUCGUCAGGGGAAACCGUGGUGGACAUGAAAGCUUGAUGCUUUGGUUGGUGACCACUAGUGGUUUUGUUCUGUCCGUCGAGGUUCAUUUGAGAGCCAGAGACACGGGCUUCACUUCCUGGGUUUUCUCUUGGUCUCGGGAGCAGCCUCAGCACCGGCGCGGACGGCUCGGCAGCUUUCUGGAGCUGCGUCUGGGACCUGCUGAUUGGAGUUCUGCGUCUCCGGUGGCCCCUCUCUCUUUUUCUCUAAGAGAACUAGCCGAAGCUGUGGACAUGCUUUGGCUCCAGUGAAAGAUCUUACAGCGUGGGUUCUGCCGCAGACGCCUGAGAAGCGGAGCCCUCUGCUGUAUCUCCGUCGCUUUCUGCCGUUGCCUUAGUAAUGCUGGUAGCAGCCGCUUCGUCUGUGGGUCUCUGGGGUAACAUCCUGGGCAAGCUUUGGAAACGGGAUGUGUUGGAGGCCCUUUGCCGUUCUUCCUGAAGUCAAGGUAGUUUCUGGACGCAGCCGGCUGUGACACCUUGUGGGGGCGAAGUGUAAGCAAAAGUGCUGUGUUGUGUUGUCUUAUCUCAGAUGCUUUCCUGGCUUACGACAUGUUUUAUCUGGGCAUUAACGAAACGAAGAAGAUGGCACUCACAAUGAGCACCCGGUCCGGGGGCGCCCGCCUCCCCGUCAGUAAGCAGUCGGCACUCGACGCGCACACGGGGAGAUGCCCGGCGGCCACCGGCCCUCACGCCCCACCUGCGGGCACAGCCGCUCUCCACGUGCUCAGUGAAUCACUCACAAUGAGCUGAAGUGCAGGCUGGAUGUGUUCUCACGUGUUACCGAGGCUCCUCCAAAACUCUUCCAAGCGGCAAACAGCCGCAGUGUGGCGUUGAUUAGAGACCCACCGUCCCUGCUCCUGGCCCGCUUCAGGCCAGCUGAUGCUUGCGUGCAGUUAAUGUAUUUAUUAACGCUUUGGUAUUCACCACCUGGGCACAAAUGCUGUAAAACCUUGUAUGUGUCUGCGUAUGCCGAGAUGAAAUAAACCAGCUCCUCAAGUCUGUGAUAGAGUUGCCCGUCUUUUCCCCCCGCUCAGAG
Molecule: messenger RNA, 6201 nt
Organism: Panthera uncia (snow leopard)
Lineage: Eukaryota; Metazoa; Chordata; Mammalia; Carnivora; Felidae
Gene: KBTBD11
Product: kelch repeat and BTB domain containing 11
Exons: 2
Coding region: 280-2184 (634 amino acids)
Molecular function (GO): protein binding
Source: RefSeq, a predicted model, not a curated record